Messenger RNA from Pectinophora gossypiella (pink bollworm), 3486 nucleotides. It is a transcript of the gene cdm, whose product is annotated as importin-13. Gene Ontology annotation, biological process: protein import into nucleus. Gene Ontology annotation, molecular function: small GTPase binding. Lineage: Eukaryota; Metazoa; Arthropoda; Insecta; Lepidoptera; Gelechiidae. The transcript has 17 exons. The record is from RefSeq and is a predicted model, not a curated record. Gene Ontology annotation, cellular component: nuclear membrane; cytoplasm. Bases 218 to 3025 code for a protein of 935 amino acids.
CUCGUACAAUCUUCUCUGUACGUUCACGUAAUACACACAAAUUCCGCAAUCAACUGUGCUUGUGAAAAUAAUUGAUUAAAUCACGAUUUUGAUUACCAUUUACUCUUUCUCCUUUUAGUUUUAUAGGUGUGCAAGUUUGCGCACAUUUUGCUUAAGUAUUUAUUGUAAAAUAGUGAUUAUGUGUUAAUAAAAAUCGUUAAAUACUGCGGGAGAUCCAAUGGAGUAUACAGCACAGAAUCUUGAAUAUGCUGUGUCUGUCUUCUACAAUGGAGAGCAAUCGGAGCGAGCCAGGGCUCACACCUGGCUUACGGCGGCACAACGGGCGCCUGAAGCCUGGAAGUUUGUCUGGGAACUGCUUCAACCCAACAAGGGCACAGAAAUACAGUUCUAUGCUGCAACAACACUCCAUACCAAGAUUCUGCGAUGUUGGAAUGAACUGCCUCCAGAGAGCCACGAAGAGCUCAAAGAGAAGAUCUUACAGGCUGUCCAUGCUUAUGCUAAGGGCCCCAAAAUAGUCACUAAUAGAUUAUGUAUCAGUUUGGCAGCUUUCAUCCUGCAGCAGGGCACACAGGACUUAGCCACCAUCCUGCGGCCACUGUCGACACCAGAGAAUACAUCACUUUUGCUUGAAGUACUUACUGUGAUUCCUGAGGAGUAUAACAGCAUGACAAUGGGCUCGUCACUGCGGUCCAGGAACCGCACGGCGCUGCAGCAAGCGUGUCCAAUGGUGCUGGAUGACAUGCUGAGGUGUUUGCAGACUGUCUACAAUGAGUACGCGGCAGAGCCGCCAUCGGAAGCAGUAAUAUCAUCAUGGACGACGGCGGCGGUGUGCGCCUGCAGCUGGCUGUCCCUGGGCGGAGACGACCCUGACGCGCCGGCCGGCGUGGCGCUGCCGGAGCGCCUGCCCCUCUGCCGCGCGCUACUAGCAGUCGUGCGCGUCCUGUUCACGUGGAACGAGGCAGUGAGCGACACGGCACUGGACGCGUGCGAGGCGUGCCUGUCGUGCGUGCGGGCGGCGGGAGGGGGCGCGGCGGCGGCGCGGUUCCCCGAGGCGGCCUUGCAGCUGGCGGACGAGCUGGCCGCGCUCGCCACGCCCAUCAUGCAGCGAGACAACGUGCCUAACUCCAUCAAUGAGGAACUGGUAUCAGCAGUCAUAACCUGCUGCGUGAGCAUAGUAGAGUGGCACUCCCACGCGGUGGUGGCGGCGGCGGAGCGCGAGCCGCCCCACGCCGGGGCGCGGCAACUGCUCGAGUUGUUGCUCGCGGGGCAGGCCGCGCCUGGACACUACCCGCUGCACGAGACCCGGUCCAACCUGGUCUUUGGAGCCUGGUAUACAUUGCAGGACGAAGUACUAAACAUUCUGGAAGGUUCUCGCAAGAUCCACGAGGUGUGGCGCGACCUGUUCUCGCGGCUGCUGACGGCGCUGGUGGCCAAGUCGGAGGCACACGAGAGCGCGCUCUCAAGAGACGAUCUCGAAUUGUUGCGCUGCUACCGCCAGGACAUCGCCGAUACCGUCAUGUACUGCUACGGCAUCCUCGGCGAGUGGUGCUGGGCGACUGUAGAAGCGGCAUAUUCGUCAGCUACAACAGAGACGCGGCGCGAGGCUGCUCUACACGUGUUUCUGGCUCUAGCGGACUCGGCGCCGCACCAACGCGCGCCUGCGCCGCUCACCGCCAUGCUGCUGCACGCCGUACAGGCCGCGCACGACGCCCAGGACAAGCGCACGCUCAAUACUGCGCUCGAUUGUCUCGGGAGCUACGCGUCGUGGGUGAGCUCGAUGGGCGCGGGGCGCGGCGAGGAGGUGGGCGCAGCGUGCGUGCGCGCCGUGGGCGCGGCGCUGGCCCGCUGCCCGUCCACGGCCGCGCUGGCGCUGCGCAAGCUGUGCGCCGACUGCGCCGCGCCCGCCGCCGCGCUCGCGCCCGAUAUCGUGCGCGCCGCCCUCGGCCCAGUGAGCCGGUCGGACACGUGGGUGCGGCGGCAGCUGCUGGGCGCGGCGGGCGCGGCGCUGUCGGCCGCCGAGCUGGACGCCGCCACGCCGCUGCUGCACGAGCUGGCCCGCAUGCUGGAGCAGGACAUGAGGCAACAGGCGUCGGAGCCCGAACGAUGCCGCGGGUCUGCGGAGUGCGCGGCGUCGCUGCUGGGCGCGCUGGCGGCGCGGCCCGAGCUGGCCGCCGCGCUGUUCCGCACGCUGCUGCCCACGCUGCCCGCCUUCGCGCAGCACCACUCGCUGGUCGAGCCGUUAUUCAGCGUGUUGAAACAAACUGUCUCCACUCUGAUGGACGACUGUUUGUCUUUAGUGAGCGAGAUUGCACACCUUACUAUCGCCGGGUUCAACACUAGGCCCUGCGCCGCCGGACUGGACGUCGUCAAACUGCUAGUGCUAAUACUGGGCGACGACUGGUCGGACACGGGCCGGCUGCUGGCCGCGUGCGUCGCGGCCACGGCGCGCAGCGUGGCGGCCGACCCCAGCGCCGGGCCCGACCUCACCGAGGCGCUGUUUGCGCUCCUCCACGCCAUCACCAAGAAGAAACCUGUCUACAUCGACUGUCUAGAAGAUCUGCCGCAGCUUGUUGAAUUAGGUUGCAACUGCGUCCGCAUGUGGGAGGCGGCGUGCGCGCGCGCCGCGUGCGCGUGGCUGGCGGCGCUGUGCGGCGCGCGCCCCGCCGCGCUGCAGCCGCACGCGCCCGCGCUGGCCGCCGCCGCGCUGCGCUGCAUAGGUGGAGCGACGCCGCGUAACCAAAUGGAGCCGCUGGCGGAGCUGCUGCUGGCGCUAAACCGCGCGCAGUGGCGCUCGGAGUCGGGCGACCUGGGCGCGUGGCUGCGGGCCGCGCUGGCGCCGCCCGGCUUCCCCACGCACCACGCCGCAGACUCGCACAAACACAAGUUCAUCGCUAGCGUCGUCAAGGAAAAGAGCAGCAAACGUCGGUUGCUGGAGGCCGUGCAAGAGUUCUCACUGGUGUGUCGCGGGCUCAUCGGCACGGAGUACGCGCGGCAGACCCUCGCCUCCAAGCAGCUCGUCGCAUAAUGUACAGUUACCUCGUGAUCUCGACGAUAAGACAUCAUAAGGACAUUGUGAUGAAAUAAUUUAAGACAACCAUAGCACACAAAUACGCGCAGAUUGUUCAUAAUUAUGUCAGUGACAAACGAAGCCAAAUUAUUACUUAAUUUUGAUUUGACUGUAUUCGAAAGGAAACGUAAUGUAAUAGUACUUUUUGGUUCGUUUGUCUUUUUACUAGUUCAGGUUAAAAAAGGGUAAUAAUUCAUAGUUUGGAAAAUAACAAGAAUUUGAUUCUUGUGUUUGCCAUUACAUAGUGUCUCCUCUCUUACUAGUUUUAUCUAUGAAACUGUGGUGCCCCAUUUCCUGAUAGUGUAGGUACUAGAUAUUUAACGUGACUCAGUGUAAAUAUGCUCAUCAUCUCAUGUGUAAAUAGCAUUUUAACUUAUUUGACAAUGUUUAGAAAUGAAAUAAAAGUUGGAUAUUGAACA